UUGCCCAAUUGACACACCCAACUCUUAUCUUCAACACUGUCUGAAACCAAACUCCUUUAACACAAAGGCAUGUGUCACCGUGUCAGGAACUCCUCUCUCUGAACUUAACCCCAACAAGAAGAAGAAGAAGAAGAAGAAGAUGGGAAGAAUUUUUGUGGUGGAGCUAGAAGGAAGGUCUUAUAGAUGCAAAUUCUGCAAAACCCACUUGGCCCUUCCUGAAGAUCUUGCUUCCAGGGCUUUUCAUUGUCGCAGAGGAAAAGCAUACCUCUUCAAUAAUGCGGUGAACGUCACAGUUGGAACUUUAGAGGAGAGGAUGAUGCUUUCAGGAAUGCAUACCGUGGGAGAUGUAUUUUGCUGCUGUUGUGGCCAAAUUGUUGGCUGGAAAUAUGAGGCAGCUCAUGAGAAAAGCCAGAAGUAUAAAGAAGGGAAAUUUGUUCUUGAAAGAGGGAGGAUUGUUGAUGAAAUUGACUUUUCUUCGGAAGUCUACAUCGAUACUCGUCCUAGUGUGAGUGACACUGAAGAAUGAAGAUGUCUAGGAUGUAGCAUCAUUUCUAUAACUAGUUGCACCAAAUAAUUUGUCAAUAAGAGCAGAUGCACUUCCCUUGUGUAUAUGUGUGGACUGUACAAUUUUUAGGAAACCUCAGCGUUCUAGUUUGAUUCUCAUGUACAAGUACUAGUAUUGUAUUAUCA
This is a messenger RNA of Pistacia vera, 690 nucleotides long. Its product is annotated as protein yippee-like At5g53940. Bases 140 to 526 code for a protein of 128 amino acids. The transcript is spliced from 5 exons. Lineage: Eukaryota; Viridiplantae; Streptophyta; Magnoliopsida; Sapindales; Anacardiaceae. Gene Ontology annotation, cellular component: ubiquitin ligase complex. The record is from RefSeq and is a predicted model, not a curated record.